AUGUUUGAUCUCGGGCUGAUGCGGGAGCGGUUGUUGACUGUGGCCGCCGGACGGGUGUAUUUUCGGCUGUCCGCGGGCGAGAUAGUCCGUUUGCAGGGGGACGUCAAAGCGUACCUGUCCCGUGGGGACCGUGCGCUGUCCAAAGUGCAGCUGCUGGCGCUGUUGGAGAUGCACUUCUACCUAUGUGUUCUGAGUGGUGCAGAUAAGGAGGCAUUGAGUGUUUUUCACCGGUGUAGGGACAAUUUGGGGGUCAAUUCCCCGAAAGUGCAAGCGAUGUACGCGACUUUGCUGCAGAGUGACGGCGAGGACGCCGUUGGGUACUACACGAAGCUGCUGCAGGACGAGUACGAGUACAGCACGGACCCGGCGAGCUACGUGUUCCUGUCGAAGCGGCUGCUGGCGGCGCGCGGGCUCGAGGAGGGCUCGCCGCAGAUGAUCGAACAAGUGGGCGCGCUGCUGGAGCGGUUCCCGCUGGACGCGGAACUGUGGUGGUUCAUGGGCGACCAGUACUUGUGCGCGCAGGGUCAGCUGUCGAAGGCCGCGUACUGUUUUGAGCAGGUGCUUUUGUCUCAUGCCCUUCAACUACUCCGCUUUUGCACGGCUCGCCGAGGUGCUGUUGUCCAUGAGCAAAGCGGGGCCCCGGGGGAGCUGUCCCGUGCCCUGGAGUAUGCCCUGCGGAGUGUAGAACUGAGCGAAACCUUUCUGCGCGGAUGGUCGCUCGUGUACACGAUCUCGAAGCAGAUGAAAGGCAAAGACGAGCUUGUUCAGCUGGCACGUAGCAGAUUGCAGAGCAUCGAGGAGAGUUUUAACGAGAGAGACAGUGCCACAGCACGGUAUAUACUGAAAGCAGAGUAA
Molecule: messenger RNA, 855 nt
Organism: Huiozyma naganishii CBS 8797
Lineage: Eukaryota; Fungi; Ascomycota; Saccharomycetes; Saccharomycetales; Saccharomycetaceae
Gene: EMC2
Product: Emc2p
Exons: 1
Coding region: 1-855 (284 amino acids)
Biological process (GO): protein folding in endoplasmic reticulum
Cellular component (GO): EMC complex
Source: RefSeq, a predicted model, not a curated record